CUCUGGACAACAACAAGACAACUCAACUCGAAAAGUAUGCCAGUCAAAGUGUGUAAAUAAAACAAAGAGACGGAAAGAAAGAAAGAUCGACGCCAGGCGCUGAAUACUCGCUGCCCCCCACCCCACCACAGACCCCCGUCCCCGCGUGAAUCGGAUUCCCCGACCAGAGCGGACGCAGUGCGGCGGGAGCGCAUGAGCAACUAGUGUUCAGUUACCAAGUGCCCAGUGUCCAGUUCGCCAUCUCUAUAUCUCUAUGGUGUCGCCAGCAACAUGAACCUGGAAUCGCUGUUCCGCGACUUCAAUCCCUGCAAAUUCAUCGUCCACUGCAGCCUGUUCACCUUUGUCACGCUAUUUGCCUUGCGCCUGGACAACUUCAUAGAUUGGCCUUACUGGGCGAUUUUCACACCGCUGUGGAUAUGGAAGUGCACCGCCAUCCUGGGUGCCAUCGUGGGCGCCAUCGUGUGGUGCCGGUAUCCGCACUAUCGCCUCGAAGGCGACGCCUACACGCAGUUCAAGGCGAUGCUCAUAUCGCUGGCCCUGCACCUGAUCCUGCUGAUGUUCGAGCUGCUGGCCUGCGAUAAGCUAACCUCGGAUCGCCACCUUUGGGUGCUGGUCUUCAUCCCGCUGAUCUUCGGAUCGGUGGUUAGCGUGGGCGCCUGUGUGUGGGCCGUCAAGCACGAUCGCUCCUUCGAGCUGGAGCUCUUCCUGGCCGUCAACGCGCUCCAGUUCGUUUCGCUGCCGCUGAAACUGGAUCGCUUUGUCUAUUGGAACUGGGACGUGGUGUUCGUGCCCAUGUGGAUCGUGAUAUGCCUGAGUUUGGUCAGCGUCUUGUACAACAUUAUCUUCUGUGGCAUCAUGAUGCGGACGCCGGAGGUCUCCCUGCAGCAAAAGAAGGCGGCGCUUAACGCGGCGGUGGGCAACAUCUGCACAGUGCUUCCACUGUUCUGCUUUCAGGUGGUCAUCUGUGACAAGCUGGACGGCGAGCUGAAGUUUCCUUACAUCGUGGUCUUCUCACCGCUGCUCGUCUCCAUCCUGGCGCUGAUCAUGCUCAGCUUCACGGCUAAGGGCGGCAACAUGUGGUGGUUCGGCAUCCGCAAGUCCUUCAGCCAGUUUCUGCUGUCGGCGAUGCCGUUCCUGCAGGAAUACGGCAACAUCAGCUACCACCCGGAGACGCACAGCAAUGCCGGGCAGUCCGUUCCCCUGGACGCCACCUCCUCAUCGACGAGCAUGGCGGCCAGUGAGCAGUUGCACGAGUUCGGGAAGCACGACAAGAAGGGCAAGAAGGGGGCCAAGAACGACAUCCUUAAGCCGGUGGUGCCGUUCGUCAGCAUCGACCUGCCGGAUUAGAUAUAGACGGCCAGCACUGCAUAUGAGCGACAGUAGCAGUAACAGCAACAAUAGAUAGCAAGAACCACGUAGACCUAAGGACAGCCUCUCAGCACACGCACAUGGAGACGCCCGACACCUUUGUUCAGGUGUUUAUAUUAAGCAUUGCAUACCCAAACAAACACCCACAUCGGCCGUAGCUUUUAGACUCGUACUGAAUUUUAAUUGUAAGCCAAAUGCUAACACCGCCCACGACCCAUGCCUCCCCCAGCCUCUCCCAUUGCCCACAAAGGCCACCACCCCCUCGUAUCGCCUGCAUAUAAUAGCUGUACAUAUAUAUAGGCACUGACUAUUACACACAAUUGUUCAGGUGUUUGUACCCAACACAGACCCAAAUCGGCUUUUACCUUGACCACUGUUUCCUUUUACAAAUCGAACAAAACCGCAGCAUACAACUCUUGGACUUUUGGCCUUAUAUAUGUGCAAAUAUUAUAUGUUACAUCCCUCACCAAACUUAUGUGUAAUGUCCUACGAUAAAGUGUAAAUAAUUUACAAACUACAUAAAACAAGAAAUAUACUUAAGUGCUUCCAAAACAAAAUUAAAAA
Messenger RNA from Drosophila rhopaloa, 1932 nucleotides. RefSeq names its product transmembrane protein 185B. The record is from RefSeq and is a predicted model, not a curated record. The transcript has 4 exons. Bases 271 to 1347 code for a protein of 358 amino acids. NCBI's taxonomy places the organism in Eukaryota, Metazoa, Arthropoda, Insecta, Diptera, Drosophilidae.